AUUCCCCUGGAGGUGGCAUUGUUAACGGCAGUAGGAGCUGGACCAAACUCAACAUCCUGCAAUGUAACCCCACUCCUGCUGGACUGGUAUGACCUGGACGACGAAUUAAUCAUGGUUCUGGAGAGACCCGUCCCCUGCAUGGACCUGAUUGAUUACAUUGACCAGAUGGAUACCCUCAUUGACGAGCAAGAAGUUCUACCUCUACAGAGACAGCUGGUGAAUGCAGCCUUGGAGAUGCAUUCAAAAGGAGUUUUCCAUCGGGACAUAAAGCUGGACAACGUUCUUAUUGAAACAGGUUCUGAUGUCCCGAGGCUAAGAUUCAUUGACUUUGGCUGUGGAACAACAGAGAUAGAUGCAGUGCACACUGUGGAACAAGGGACUUUAUCGUACACUUCCCCGGAAUGGUUUAGGCUUCGAAGAUACAUGGCAGGUCCCACAACAGUGUGGCAGAUGGGGGUGGUGCUGUAUGGCUUACUGCACCUGCGACUCCCUUUUGGCAAUCCCCGGGAGAUCAUCUACUGCAAUCCCCUAAUUCGAGCUGACCUUUCUAAUGAAUGCAAGGACUUUUUGAGGAGGUGUCUGGCCAAACGCCCAGAGGAUCGACUUCCCUUGGAGACUCUUCCAGAUCACCCUUGGCUGAGAUCGCCCGACAACACAUGA
This is a messenger RNA of Scomber japonicus (chub mackerel), 660 nucleotides long. Its product is annotated as serine/threonine-protein kinase pim-3-like. Gene Ontology annotation, biological process: regulation of mitotic cell cycle; negative regulation of apoptotic process; protein autophosphorylation. The record is from RefSeq and is a predicted model, not a curated record. The transcript has 4 exons. Lineage: Eukaryota; Metazoa; Chordata; Actinopteri; Scombriformes; Scombridae. Gene Ontology annotation, molecular function: protein serine/threonine kinase activity; ATP binding. The annotation marks the transcript as partial. Gene Ontology annotation, cellular component: cytoplasm.